UGACGCAAUCUAAGUAUGUCGAACGUCGCGCGUUAGUGACGUCACAGAGAGGAAACGUGUGUAGCGCAUUAGGAUUAAAAACACGAACUGUCCACGAUCAGGAAACAUGGGGAAGAAUAAACAAAAAGGGAAGAAACAGAAGAACGUCUUUCGAGUGGCGAACAAGCAGUCGAAGAACAAGAACAAAACCAAACCCGUCACGACGACACUCAAACACAUCAAUGCGGUGAAAAAUGAGAAGGUGGAGAGCCUCAAUCAAAUGUUUACACAAGUCCAGAGGGACGUUCAGAGCGUUUCCAAGUCUGUUGCUCCAGAACCAAAGAAACAAACACAGGUCGUCAGGGAGCCGCCUAAAGAAUCUGUAAAUGUGGACAAUGCUGCUCAGCUUUUCUCUCAGCUGUGAUGGUCCCAGAGAAAAGGACUGUGAUGAAUUACAUUCAUGGAAGAGUUGAGCCGCUUCUCUUUGCUCAUUUUCAGUUUUUGAAGUCAGGUCUCAGAGGAGCUGCUGGUUUACUUCCAGUGUAAUUUGGCUUUUUCAUGCCAACACAGACUCUGCAGACGAGUCUGAAAAGAGAAGAGGUGCGGUUUAAUUUAAUCAUCCUGUGUUUCCUGUGCGAAGAAUUCACUUAACGAGUCUGAGUAUUAGUGAUAUUGUUUCAGAAUUACAUUAUUGCUUUAUUAGUGCUGCAGUUAAUGAUAAUUUUCUUGAUUAAUUCACGACUUGCUUUGUUUAUAAAUCAUCAGAAAAUAUUGAAAUAAAUGCUCAGUAUAAAAUCCCAGAGCCCAAAUGGAUUAUCGUCAAGCUAGGUUUUUUUUUAGGUCAACAGCCUCAAACCAAAUAAAUAUUCCCCUAACUGUCAAAUAUAAGAAAUCAAAAGGCAGAAGAAUCUUCACAUUUGAAACAGAUGCAAUUAGUGAAUGAAAUAAUUCAUCUGCUGAGAAACGAAUUUCCGUGUUAUUUUCUGUCGAUGUUCAUUUGUUCUAUCCUCGUCAGACAGUGUUGAUAUGUUUGCCAUCAUAUUGAAUCUUUAUGUAAUUAAAGGCUAUUUGUAGA
Molecule: messenger RNA, 1054 nt
Organism: Paralichthys olivaceus (Japanese flounder)
Lineage: Eukaryota; Metazoa; Chordata; Actinopteri; Pleuronectiformes; Paralichthyidae
Gene: rbis
Product: ribosomal biogenesis factor
Biological process (GO): ribosome biogenesis
Cellular component (GO): nucleolus
Source: RefSeq, a predicted model, not a curated record